This is a messenger RNA of Staurois parvus, 409 nucleotides long. NCBI's taxonomy places the organism in Eukaryota, Metazoa, Chordata, Amphibia, Anura, Ranidae. The record is from the annotation of a GenBank genome assembly.
CGCUCGGCUCCACCCCUCGCGGUGAUUGGCCGCCUGUGUGCCUUUCCUGAGCUACAGUUCUGGCGGCCAAUCAAUGGUGAGGAGGCGGAGCCAAGCAGCCGCUCACGAACAUCCAGUGGCCGAACUGAAGGCGCAGCCGCGCUUCCUGGACUGGAGUCGUCGUGGGACCGGGACCAGUGGAAGGAAUAGUGCCCCAUCAUUGGUAUCAGUGGGAGGAAUAGUGCCCCAUCAUUGGUAUCAGUGGGAGGAAUAGUGCCCCAUCAUUGAUGUCAGUGGGAGGAAUAGUGCCCCAUCAUUGGUAUUAGUGGCAGGAAUAGUGCCCCAUCAUUGGUAUUAGUGGCAGGAAUAUGGGAGGAAUAGUGCCCCAUCAUUGGUAUCAGUGACACCAAUGAUGGGGCACUAUUCCUCC